Messenger RNA from Manihot esculenta (cassava), 2454 nucleotides. RefSeq names its product soluble starch synthase 1, chloroplastic/amyloplastic. Gene Ontology annotation, molecular function: alpha-1,4-glucan glucosyltransferase (UDP-glucose donor) activity. The transcript is spliced from 15 exons. The record is from RefSeq and is a predicted model, not a curated record. Gene Ontology annotation, cellular component: chloroplast. Bases 205 to 2106 code for a protein of 633 amino acids. Lineage: Eukaryota; Viridiplantae; Streptophyta; Magnoliopsida; Malpighiales; Euphorbiaceae.
CCGUAUCUUCUCUUUCUCAUAAUAAGCCCAACAAAACUCUCUCUCUACAAUUACUCCUGCUUUCUUCCUUUUUUCUCACGAAGCCACUUCCUUUAUCAGAUUUUCCUUGCUUUUUCAACCACCAUAAAUGAUCCCUUCCGUCUCGGCUUAAAUUCUUCUUCUUCUUUCCUCUCUCUCUAUCACCAUCGCCUGUUAAUUUCACUCAUGGAAUCUCUACGGAUCACCAAUGGCCGCUUGUGCCCAUCGUUUUCUAAAUCAGCAAACACCCAUCUCUGUUUCAGCCCGAUCAAGCAACUAGGUUUUGUUUACUUGUGUGGAGAAAGGUGUAAAAGGGCUUCCUUGACUCUUGGUCGAUCAGAGAUAGGUGGGCUUGGCAGUUCACGAGAUGAGGACGAAGAGAAAAGUCAUAUAUUGGGCGCAGAAAGAGAUGACUCUGGUUCUAUCAUUGGGUUCAACUUAAUUUCUCAGUCUGGUGAUGGUGGCAUUGAAUCUCACGAAGAUGUAGCUACUGAGAUAGCAGAAGAAACUGAGAAUACUGAAGGCAGAGAGGAAGCUCAAGUCAGAGAAAAGCUCAAUAUAGUUUUUGUCGCUGCUGAAGCAGCACCCUAUUCAAAAACAGGGGGAUUAGGAGAUGUUUGUGGUUCUUUGCCUAUAGUACUGGCUGCCCGUGGACAUCGUGUAAUGGUUGUUUCCCCCAGAUACCUUCAUUUUAUUCAUCAAGAUAAGGUUUUUGCAAAUGCUUUAGAUUUAGACCGUCACAUCAAGGUACACUGCUUUGGAGGAGCACAAGAUGUCUCCUUCUUCCAUGAGUAUAGGGAAGGUGUAGAUUGGGUUUUUGUAGACCAUCCUUCGUACCAUAGACCUGGAAAUCCAUAUGGUGAUAGCCGUGGUGCUUUUGGUGAUAAUCAGUUUCGUUUCACUUUACUCUGCCAUGCAGCAUGUGAAGCUCCACUAGUUCUUCCACUUGGAGGUUAUACAUAUGGAGAGAAAUGUCUCUUUCUUGCUAAUGACUGGCAUGCUGGGCUAGUCCCUGUACUUUUGGCUGCAAAAUAUCGUCCACAUGGAGUUUAUAAGGAUGCUCGCUGUCUCCUUGUGAUACAUAACCUUGCACAUCAGGGAGUGGAACCUGCAGUCACAUACAAAAAUUUUGGACUGCCUUCAGAGUGGUAUGGAGCACUGGAAUGGGUGUUCCCAAAUUGGGCAAGGGCUCAUGCUCUGGACAAAGGUGAAGCUGUAAAUGUACUAAAGGGUGCAAUUGUGACAGCUGAUCGAAUUCUCACAGUUAGCAAGGGCUAUGCUUGGGAAGUAACAACUGUUGAAGGUGGAUAUGGUUUGCAUGAGCUGUUAAGCAGUCGAAGGAGUGUGUUGGAUGGGAUCACAAAUGGCAUUGAUGUUUCUGAAUGGGAUCCAUCAGCAGAUGAGCAUAUUGCUGCCCAUUACUCUGUUGAUGAUCUCUCUGGAAAGGUUCAGUGUAAGAUUGCUUUGCAGAAAGAAUUAGGUCUUCCAAUUAGGCCUAUGUGUCCAUUGAUUGGAUUCAUUGGGAGACUGGAUUAUCAAAAAGGCAUUGAUCUGAUUCGCUGGGCAAUUCCUGAAUUGAUGGAAGAUGAUGUUCAGUUUGUCAUGCUAGGGUCUGGCGAUCCACUGUAUGAAGAAUGGAUGAGAGUUACAGAAUCAAGUUACAGAGACAAAUUUCGAGGAUGGGUAGGAUUUAAUGUUCCUAUAUCUCAUAGGAUAACUGCAGGAUGUGACAUAUUAUUAAUGCCCUCAAGAUUUGAGCCAUGUGGGCUAAAUCAGCUGUUUGCUAUGAGAUAUGGAACUGUACCAGUAGUUCACAGCACCGGAGGACUUAGGGACACUGUACAGACUUUUAAUCCAUAUGCUGAUGGGGGAAUUGAUGAAGGCACAGGGUGGACCUUUUCUCCGCUGUCAAAAGAUAGUAUGCUGACGGCAAUAAGACUUGCUGUGAAGACAUACAGAGAUUAUAAAUCAUCUUGGGAAGGAAUAAUGAAGAGAGGCAUGGAAAGAGACAACACAUGGGAAAAUGCUGCAAUUCAUUAUGAACAGGUCUUUGAGUGGGCCUUCAUUGACUCACCCUACAUUUCUUGAAAAAAACAACACAGUAGCAAGGAUAUAAAACCAAGAAAUGAAUUGAAAAAGUUCCUUUAUUUAUCCUUCAUGUCUGGCCAUCUGGUCUGGAGAAGCAGUAUGAGAAAUAUCAACUGAAGACCAGCAUGAAACCCUUUUUUUUUCAAUUCCCCAAAUUCUAUCUGGGUAUGAGUUAUUUAUUUAGUUUAGGUCAUUCUUUUUGUUGGGAGAUUAUAAUUUAGGCUGCAUGUGCCCCUCAUUGACAAUGAUUUUAAAUUUUACACAGUAGUUUAUUUUAGUGUAUAUUUUGAUGAAGACAGCAGCAGCUGAAUAAUUAUUAUUUUUUUGUGAAGGUGCCUUUUGCUUGUU